UUGGCCAAUAGGAGAGGAGAAAACUGUUUCCAUGGUUACGCGGGAUGCACAAGUAACAGUCUUUGCAACAGAACCAUUAAGAUGAGUAGCAGAGAUGUUUGUUCUUUUGUCACAAACCACUGCUCUGAAGACAAAGAAAAGUUGCUGGGACACUCAAAAUGUAAAGUGGUCCAAUAUGAGCGACUACAGGACAUGCUAGAGACCAAACGCCUUUCCUCUCAGCUCUCUCAACAGAAGGUGCAGAAGGUGUUGGAUGCAGCUCAGGUGAAUAAGGAAAGGAGUGUUUUGAGACUGCAUAGACAAGUGUGGUUCCAGGAGCAUCACAGACUCAAUAUAGCCAGGCACAAGACUGAGAAGGACCUUCAGCAUUUUCUUCAUGGAUCUGGAUUCAAAGAAGAAGCAGACACAGAUAUCCUUUUUCAGUUACAAGAAUAUGAAUUGGACCUGAAACAGGAACGUGAGGAGUUUCGAUUGACCACAGUGGAACCCGUUUAUCAGCUAAGAGAUGAUCUGCAGUACAGACUCUCAUCACAAUACUCAAAAGCCAAUCACAUCAGUGAGCUUGAGAAAGUCUUACAGCAGGUUCUGUCUGUCAGACAGCAGCAGGAGGAAGUCAUGGACAGACUGAAAUGUGAAUGUGUGUUUCUACAGCAGGACAUCCGUGUCACUGACCUCAAGGAGAGCCUACUGUCUGCUGCAAUGGAAGAUCAGGUAUCAUAUUUGGAGAAGGUUCCUGAUGAGAUCUUUACUGCAGACUGUCUGUAUCCUGAUCUCAGAUCAGAUCUGAUCCACAGCUUUCACUCUCUCACUGAGAAAUAUAAGCUCAGAAUAGCGAUACAGGAGACCAGACUGCAAGGCCUGGACAGGAAUUGUGGCUGGAAUGCAGCAGAUCACGAGUGUUUCCAGCACAUAAUGAGUCAGUAUUCCCCAAGUCUGAGGAACCAGCGCUCACUUUACAUUGACAUGGUGCAGAGAAUGCUGCCACAUAUAACCAAACAGGAACUGAGUGCACAUGAGCGUCGGAGCGACUGGUAUCAUUUCAGCUUGACACAGAAGAACCUAGUACUACAGGGCUGGCACCGGGAUCGCUCAGAGCUACUCCUGAGGGCUUUGAGCAUGUUGGAGGACUGCAGAAUUUCUCACAUACAGCAGCAGGAACUUCAGAAACAGCGCUCACACCAGCAGAACAUCUGCCUCAAGCUCAAAGCAAAGCUGCAGCAGUGGCGCAUUCAGCAGGAGGAGGCUGCGGAUUUGGAGGCUACUCUUGUUGCUUACGGGUUCAAAGAGGAAGAGGAGAGACUGAGGAAAGAACAGCUAAGAGAAAAGACUAGAAGAUCUCAACUGAAACAGCAGAUAAAUUGGUUCCGUGCAGAGAAACAGAUGAAACAAGAGGAGCAAAGAAAGAAGGAUAUGGAGAGGCUUGCAGAACUGAGAAGAGAGAUAGAAGAACAGGUGCAGAGAGAUAAAGAAAGGGUGAAGUUCAGGAAAGACCAGUUUCAGCAGAAACUGCAGAUGCAUGAAGCUAAAAAAAAACAAAAACAAAAGGACGAUAAAGAGAAAGAGGAGAGACUGCGGGCUUUACGCAACCAGGUCUGUAAAGUAGCUGAGGCCAACCCAGAGAGGAUGAUAGGAAACACAGUGGCGUGGAGAGUACGUCAACAGCCUGAAGAAGUGUUUACAUUACAAAGACCACUGUACCAGCUAAAUACAUACACUGAUAAACAGAUUGUGUCUGAUCCCAGAGUGCGUAUUGAACAAGCGCUCAGAAUCGCAGGUCUCCAUAACACCCCUUAUGCAAGACAGAUUCUAUCUGAGCUCCAACCUCUAAAGCCACCCAGACGAGACAUGGAGUCCGCUGCCUUCAGAUCCUGACCAAUAAUUAUAUGAAUGUAAUCUUCUUUUCACAUAAAUGACCCAGAUAGCAACAUAUUGUCGGCUCAGAUCCGGCCCAUAUCUGGUACAUGUGGAAUGAUGAUCUGGCCCACAUGUAGUGUGGAAUGAUAGCACUUGGGCGGGACCGCUCCUGUUUGCCAGAUCUCGGCCAAAAGCAAACCAUAGCAAUGCUACAUGUCAGCCAAGAGCAAAGAAAUAAACCACAUUUGACCUUUUUUGAGCCACAAAAUCUUCAUAUAUUAUUUAUAGAGUCCUCUCAGCUUGUCUAAGCUUCUUAACAAGUAAAAUCACUGAAGGAAAGAAGAGAACAGAAAAAAAAGAAACAAGAUGAAUUCAGCUGAAGAUAAAAUACAUUAAAUCUCUGAAGAUCUCAGCAGAGGAGGAAUAAACAACUCCACAAACAGCAUUACCAGCUUCACAUAUUACUAACCAGACUGACUUUAUUUCUGUUAGAGGUCUACAGAAGUUCUUAUUGAGAAUUAAGCGGGGUUUAAAUCUAACGUUUGUUUCAUUUGAAGUCACCAUAAUGGCGAUUAGUGUGUUCAUUAAUUGGGCUCUUAACUCUUAUUACAAUUUGUUUAUCUUUGCUGGCUGUUGUGAUGGUGUGUUUAUCAAACACAUUUGCAGUAGCAAAUAAAGACAAAAUGAGAUCAGGUGGUGAUAGUCAGCUUUUGAUUGUUCAUCAUCAGAAUGAAAUGCAUGAUUGACUAAUGUCAUUUGACUCGAACAAUUGUGUUGUGCCAAUAGCACGUUUGCUGUAUAAAACUGCAGCAUAAAAACAACGGUAUUGGAAAACCAGUUUAAGAAAAAAGAACACAAAAAGUUAAACUCCAGUAACACACUAAGUCAUCAUAAAUCAACAAUGAUGACAAUAAAAAGUGUAAUGUUGCAAUGCAUCACAGCAUGAAUAAAUUAUGCAGUUGAAUUGUCCUAUUAUUUUCUUUAAUUCUAACUUUGGUUCAUGUAUUUGUUUUGUAUUUUUUGCUAUUUUUUAUUGUGUCUUUUAGUAGCUUUUUGUGAUGUCCAGAAUUGAUCCGAUUAGCUGAAUAUUUUGUCACCAUUGUUGAGAUUCAUAUGCUGAUUGCUGAUGUUUGUGUGUGCCAGCGCUGUUCAUUUCUCUUUAUAUAUUCAAACUGAUGUUGCAACUCACAUUGUAGUAACACAGGGUUUGUAAUGUGAACGUAUUAAAUUACACAGCUUCGAGAUUUCAAAUGAAUCAGGCCAUUACAUGAUAAUUGUGAAACUAUCAACAGCAAGCUAUCAUGUACUGCAAAUCAGUCAAGCACACUGCCAAAGAAGACAAAUGAUUAAUAGUAGGAGUUAAGAGCCCAGAUAAUGGAAGCACCAAUCACCCUUAUGGUGACUUAAAAUGAAACAAACAGAUUUAAACCCCUGCUAAUUCUCAAUAAGAACUUCUGUAGACAUCUGACAGAAACAAAGUCAGUCUAGUUUGUAAUAAGUGAAGCUGGUAAUGCUGUUUGAGGAAUUGUUUAAUCCUCCUCUGCUGAGAUCGUCAGAGAUUUAAUGUCUUUUUUCUUCAGUUGAAUUCAUCUAAGGCUGUAGUUUAAGUCCGUUGUAGUUCUUGAGUUUCUGUAUGUCUUUUUUUUCUGUUCUCUUCUUUCCUUCAGUGAUUUUGCUUGUUAACAAGCUUAGACAAGCUGAAAGAUCUCUGUAAAUAAUAUAUGAAGAUUUUGUGGCUCAGAAAAGGUCCAGUGUGGUUUAUUUCUUUGCUCUUGGCUGACAUGUGGCAUUGCUAUGGCUUGCUUUUGGCCCAGAUCUGGCAAACAGGAGCAGUCCACCCAAGUGCCAUCAUUCCACGCCACAUGUGGGCCAGAUCAUCAUUCCACAUGUGCCAGAUGUGGGCCGGAUCUGGGCCGACAAUAUGUUGCAAUAUGUCGCGGGGAGUCAUGCUUUGUCCUCCUGAGGUCUGCUGUCUACAUAUUUUUUAACCAUACUCCCUUGGAUACUUUAUUCAAUAUUUGGUGGGUGGAUUGAUUGAUUGAUACGUCAAAGUCUUCAUCUCAGAAGAUCAAGGAAUAUUUCAUUCCUCAUGAUAUGACCAGCAUGCUUAUGGAAAAGAGACAACCAUUUUGGGCUUAUAUUUUUGGCUUUUUUAUAGGAUAGUAGAUGGCAGACAGGAAAGUGCUUUAGUGCUUUUUGAGUGUUAUUGACAGGCGUCAUAUUUUAGAUACGUUAAAAAUAAUUUUGUGGUAAGAAGUGAGACUAUGACCCACAACACUGUUAUAAAAAGCUGCAUGAGGUUUAUAAACUUCAGUAAAAUAUUCUAAGCCAUCAGAAACCUCUUGAGACACAGAAUCCAGCAUUUCCAAAAUAAUCUUUGAGUUUGUUAUACUGUAUAAAUAGUAUCACGUGUUAAUUAAAGUACAAACCCACAUGACUCAUUUCAUUAACUUAACAUAUACCAUUAUUUAGAUUAGUUUAUUUCUACUUAAACACCAAAGAUACCCUCAACAAUAUGUUACUACAAAAAUAAUG
Messenger RNA from Onychostoma macrolepis, 4389 nucleotides. RefSeq names its product coiled-coil domain-containing protein 148-like. NCBI's taxonomy places the organism in Eukaryota, Metazoa, Chordata, Actinopteri, Cypriniformes, Cyprinidae. Bases 82 to 1872 code for a protein of 596 amino acids. The transcript is spliced from 15 exons. The record is from RefSeq and is a predicted model, not a curated record.